Molecule: messenger RNA, 924 nt
Organism: Triticum aestivum (bread wheat)
Lineage: Eukaryota; Viridiplantae; Streptophyta; Magnoliopsida; Poales; Poaceae
Product: expansin-B7-like
Exons: 2
Coding region: 1-924 (307 amino acids)
Biological process (GO): sexual reproduction
Cellular component (GO): extracellular region
Source: RefSeq, a predicted model, not a curated record
AUGGCAGCGGCCUCCUCCUACGCCACCGCCGUCGCUCUCCUCUGCCUGCUCGCCGCCGAUGGCUGCUGCGGCUGCCCCUGGUUUCUUCCUGCUGCAUUCUGCCCUGCCCCCACCCCUUACACCCCUGCACCUGUCCCCGCUACCCCCACCCCUCGCCCCGUUACACCUACACCUGUCCCCGCUACCCCCAGCCCCGGCUCCGGCAGCACCAACGUCGAUGCCGGCGGCUGGCUGGACGCCCGGGCCACCUGGUACGGCGCUCCGGAUGGCGCCGGGCCGUUGGACAACGGUGGAGCGUGUGGGUUCAAGAACGUGAACCUGCCGCCGUUCAACGCCAUGACGUCGUGCGGCAAUGAGCCGAUCUUCAAGGACGGCAAGGGGUGCGGCUCCUGCUACCAGAUAAGGUGCGUGGGCAAGGCUCACCCGGCGUGCUCCGGCGUCCCCGAGACGGUGAUCAUCACGGACAUGAAAUACUACCCUGUCGCCCGCUACCACUUUGACCUCAGCGGCACCGCCUUCGGCGCCAUGGCCAAGGACGGCCGCAACGAAGAGCUCCGCCACGCCGGCAUCAUCGACAUGCAGUUCAAGAGGGUGCCGUGCCAGUACCCAGGGUUAUCGGUGACGUUCCACGUGGAGAAGGGGUCGAACCCGAACUACCUCGCGAUCCUGGUGGAGUAUGGGAACGGCGACGGCGACGUGGCGCAAGUGGACCUCAUGGACGGCGACGAGGCGACUGGGGCCUGGGCCCCGAUGAGGCAGUCGUGGGGCUCCAUCUGGCGCAUGGACACCCGCCGCCAGCUCCGGGGGCCCUUCUCCUUGCGGGUUACCAACGGGUCCGGCAGGUCGCUUGUCGCCGACCAGGUCAUCCCCGCCGACUGGAAGCCCGAAGCCGUGUACAGCUCCGACGUCCAGUUUGAUGGUUGA